Messenger RNA from Eurytemora carolleeae, 433 nucleotides. Its product is annotated as cell death activator CIDE-A. The transcript is spliced from 7 exons. The record is from RefSeq and is a predicted model, not a curated record. Gene Ontology annotation, biological process: apoptotic process; regulation of apoptotic process. Lineage: Eukaryota; Metazoa; Arthropoda; Copepoda; Calanoida; Temoridae. Bases 53 to 433 code for a protein of 126 amino acids.
UCAGAAAAAGUUAGAAAAAUGGUUUCAAACAAUAGACAUCGGAUGAUUCUUGAUGAAUAAGCCAGGACAAAACAAGAUGUCGGGAAUGACUCGGAACAGGCCUGUAUUGAUGAGAGCUGAGACGAUAGAUUCAUGCUGCUCAGAUGAUCUGGUUACAGUGCUUGAGGUGGCGAGGGGGAAAAGACCUUUUAAAAUCACCGACAGAUUACGAAUUCUCAGAAAAGGAGUGAUGGCUGCCUCCUUGCAAGAAUUAAUACAAAAAGGGAAGGAGAGGUUUGAGUAUGAAACCUAUGCUGAAGUGUAUAUAGUACUAGAGGAAGAUGGAACAGAGGUAGAUGAGGAGGAAUAUUUCCAAACACUCCCUGACAAUACGAACUUUAUGCUCUUGCUCAAGGAUGAUAUAUGGUCUCCCUUUGGUCCUCCUUUUAUGUAA